AGUACUGUGUGUUUCUGUUUGACAGCUCUGUGUGUUGUGGAGUCAGAUGUCACUAAGGAGGUGGUGGUGGGAGGACAAGUGAUGUUCGGCUGCUCGUUCACUUGGGCAGGGACCAACAACAAAUACUUCUGCAAUGGGACAUGUUCUGAUGAAGACAUUCUGGUUGAAACGAAGGGAAGCAAGACUGUAACUCAAGGUAGAUACAGUAUAGAAGACAAGGGAGAUGUAUUCUAUGUGACCAUCAAGGACCUGAUGAAGACAGACUCUGGUACCUACUGGUGUGGAGUGGAGAGAUAUGGCCCAGACACAUACCAAGAGGUGCAUCUAACAGUUACAGAUGCUCCUCCCACUCCUAAACCGUCAACUGUCACCUCCAGACCACAUGUCUCUACAACCCUCCCAAGUUUCUCCACAACAUCCUCUGACCUCUCCACAACCUUCCUGCCAUCUGGAGACAUCAGUGUUGGUCCUUCUCAGAGAGCAGGUCUGAUGGUGUGGACCAGUAUUGGUCUGGUAGCCAAGGUGACAGUGUUAGGACUGGUCCUGCUCCUGUUCUACAGACAGAGGAGAGGAACCAGGAGAACACCACCACCAGUCUCCUCCAACACACAACCUGACCCUACUGGAGAGGUUGACUGUGUGUAUGAGGAGAUCAGAGAGGCAGACAGACAUACAGACACACUACCUGUGGUCAUCUCUUCAGUCUACUCUACUGUCAAUUCACCUACCAACUCUGCAACCUACCGCACUGGCCAAGACCCAACAACCUACCCUGCUGGCCAAGCCUCUACAACCCACCCUGCUGGCCAAGCCACCGGUCUCCCACACGGUGACAUCUAUGCUAACACUAGCUGCCGCAAAGAUGAUAUAAGAUGCCCUCCAUUCUACAGCCCAGCUACCCAGAAUAAUGGAGGACUAUAG
This is a messenger RNA of Salvelinus fontinalis (brook trout), 921 nucleotides long. Its product is annotated as CMRF35-like molecule 3. The transcript is spliced from 4 exons. The annotation marks the transcript as partial. The record is from RefSeq and is a predicted model, not a curated record. NCBI's taxonomy places the organism in Eukaryota, Metazoa, Chordata, Actinopteri, Salmoniformes, Salmonidae.